GUUUCGGCUUGUCGGUCAUUUGUUGACAGGACGGUGCAAAUUUUGUUGCGUUUCGCACGCCGCUCCACGAUGGUAGGGGGUCGGUAACAGGCGCAGCAAAACGUAAUUUUCCCAAUGGUGGCUGGGCAUAAGGAAUUCCCAGGUUAAAUGUUGGAAAAUUUGCAAAGUAAAUUUGCAAAGCUAGAAAGAGCAUGGAGACCAGGAAAGUAAAAAAGAAAUUAUGAAAAUUGAAAACUUGUGAUACUACUAUGUCUAAUUCCUGGAGCUGGAAUGGUGAAAUUUUUUGAUGAAGAUUAAAAGAAGAUUAAAAGAAAGAAUUUAAUACAAAACUUAAGCGUGACGUAGAAAUUGAAAAAAUAAAAAAAGGAGAAAGAAUAGAAAGCUGCGAGAAUUGGAAACUGGACAAAUUAAAAUGUACCGCUGCGUAGAAUCCUCGCUUCGAUCGAUAUUUUCUGACAAGAGGAAUAUUCCAGAUAUUACGCUCUCAAUGUCAAAUAAUUUUAUCGUAAAUGUGGAGGGAAUUUCGCGUUAUUCACUGGCAUUACGAUUUCUGAGGAAAACGCCUAAUCGACGGCGUCAUUUCUCGAUGAAACGCGAAUUUACGUGUGACAAAUUACUCUUCCACGUACAGCCAGGCAUAAUAAUCAAAAAUUGGCUGGGCCCGAAUCAAAGUUUCGAAACUCAUGAACUUAGCAUUAGGUUCCAGUACAACGUAACGAUGGUACAUUUUUCUUUUUUUUUUUUUUCAUGGACAAUUAAAGUUGCAUUACUCAUAGUUCACCUAACUUCUCACGAUUUUCAUCUAACUACGCUGCCACAUUUUAUCGCGUGAAGAAAAAUGGCAGGGAACGGAACUUUUUAAAGAGAAUCCUUUCCUCGCUUUAAUCUCGAUGUUUCGCUCGUAAAAAUACCAACGUAAUUCCACUUACUAUGCCAUAGCUUCUCCUAUUAUAACUUUUUCUACGCUAAAUUCUUUCCUCUGCAUAUAGAAAUUGUUUUACGUUUCACAUUAAUAAAUGGCGGGUUUAGAAAUUGAAAUUAAGUGUUGUCAGAAUGUCGGACAUAAUCAAAGAUAAAUGAAAGAUAUUCGAAACGCGAUACUUUUCACGAUGCUCGAUGGAUAAAGCAAUUCUCUACGUUUUUUAAUCAAAAUUCAUAAAAAUGUAAACUCGCAUCAACAACAAAGAAAAAUGUGGGACACUAAUUGGAAUAUCCGAUUACCAGAAACAACUACCAGUUUCCAUGAAGAACAUGAAAAAACAUGAUUAUGCAUGAGAGCCAAGUACGUGCGUUACGUACCAUCCUAAAAGUCACACACAAACGGCGCGGGAACGCCGGAAAAAGACGCAACAAGAAGCAGCACCAGCGAUGCCAGGGCAGGCGGACGGCGGCGCAGCGUGAAGGGUUAAAAAUACAUAUUCGAUGCUCCUAAUUCAAUGACCGGCCGACGUACGGCGAUUUACAGUAGUGCCUCGUUAACUGGCCACGAGUUACCACUUUAUCUGGCCAGUAAUCGAGGGAGUAUCCAGCGGGGAUAACAGCGGCCAGAAACUGAGACGAAAUCGUGGCCAGUAAACUCGGCACUAGCGUAUACAUGAACGGCGCUCGCCUCCGCCGAGAGGACAGUCGUUGCAUUGAGCGACUCGCCGGCGAGCAGAGCGGAGGAACGCUUGAGCAGAGAGCGAACGAACGGUUUAGUGUAUGGGUUAGUGGCGGCUGUUUGCCGAUUCGUUGACUUGCCGGCACGGUCGGUCGGCUCGGGUCGAAGGCUGCCGCUCUCUCAGUCCGUCUCGCGACCGCGUGCUAAAGGGAUGUCGUUUUACUUCUUCUUUCCGUCAUUUCAAUUAACUCGUCUCAAAUAAUCGAUCCAUGUACUUGCCCUUUCUCGCCGUUGCAUUGCCCUUUCGAUGAAUUUCCAACGCGCCAAAUAAAUCGGUGGCGCGCACAUGAGAUAUGUGACGUGUGUUAGACGAUUCGAUAUUAAGAGCAACGUCGGUGACGGCAGUAAGGACCAUUCUGUGGUUGUGCAAAAUUUCAUGGACCAGUGACAACGAGAAAGGAUCGUCGGUUGUGUGACUGUUUGCGGGAAAAAUCGUAGGAUUUGAUGCGACGAGAUGGACAGCGAGGCGGACGCGGAGACCACGGCUGCCAACGCCGUGGAUUCGGAUGGAUCCGUUAGCUGGGAGGACUUUUUCGGAACAAGUACGGAUCUGGUGCCCCAGCUGUUGGGGAUGUUCGACGAGUUAGCUCGCCGGGGCAAUGGCUACACCGACCACGUGGUACUUCCGCCUGCCUGCAACAUACCAGCGGCACUACAGAAACGUUUGAGUCUGGUAUCCCAUCGAGGCUCCAUAUUCGGCCAGUUCCAUCCUGAAUUAUCCAAACCUCAACCGGAUGACGCUAUGGCCGAGCAUCCAACGUCAGAGAACACCGUGGUGAACAUAGUCGUGGCUGAUGACGUUACGCCUGAGAAAGAGAACGACGCGCUACAAACCCUGGAGAACAGCCAACAAGAGAAUAGAAGCGAGUGUACGAUAGAGAAGAAAUCAUAUAGACGCGAAAGCAACGGUCUCACGCCACUUAGGUACAACAGACGAUGCAGAAACGCUGCAAGACCGCUUUCUGGAAGCUCCGUUGCGUCCUCUGGAAGCUCGAGUACCUCCUCCAGCGGGUGCAGUAACCAGGGCAACCAGUGCACCAUCAAUCCUUAUUUGGCGUCGGUCGAAUCGCUGGCAGACACUUGCGCCAGCUCUCAAGGUUCUGGGGAUAGCGGAGUGGUGACAGUUUCGGAGGCCAACUGUCGAAUAGGAGAUGAUGGAAGUGAUCAAAGAAGAAAUAGCGGAGAGGAGGAUCCUUUCAAUCCCCUGUGCCACAGGCCGCGUUAUUGCGACCCCCAUAGGAAUCCUAUGGAAAGGGUGCUCCUUGAGAUAGUCGACACCGAGGCGAUAUACGUGGAACAUCUGCGACAAGUCAUCCAGGGUUACCUUAUAUUUUGGAGAAACGAUUCGGCAUCGUUUGUGGAUCAAAUGCAGCUGAGUAACUUAUUUAGUAAUAUUGAGGAUAUCUUCGAGUUCAACAGAGAGUUCCUGAAAGAGAUAGAGGAAUGUGGUCUGGAUCCAGUUUGUGUGGCAAACACAUUCAUAAAGCACAAGUCAGGAUUUAAAGUGUAUACAGAAUAUUGUACCAAUUAUCCAAGCACAGUUUCCGUUCUGACCGACCUCAUGAGUCAAGAAAAGACUGCACACGCGUUCCGAGAAAGACAAGCAGCCCUAGGUCAUGCAUUACCUCUUGGAUCCUUUCUUUUGAAACCUGUUCAAAGGAUCCUCAAGUACCACUUACUUCUGGAGAAUUUGUCAAAAGAGUAUGCAGCAGACUGCGAGGUAAGAGAAAAUGAGACUGAAGGUAGCAAGGCAAUUGAGGCGGCACUGGCUGCUAUGACUGACAUUGCAAAGCACAUAAAUGCAAUGAAACGAAGGCACGAGCACGCAGUGCGUGUUCAAGAGAUCCAGUCCCUCUUGUACGGCUGGCCUGGUCCAGAUUUAACGACUAGUGGGGAACUGGUAGCAGAAGGAAGAUUCAGAAUGCGGGGGGCCAAAGCUCCUAGGCAUGCUUUCUUAUUUGAUCGCAUGCUUUUACUCACUAAGAAAAAGGAGGAUGGGCUUCUAGUCUACAAAGCUCACAUUAUGUGUUCGAAUUUAAUGCUUAUUGAGAGCAUACCAGGCGAACCACUUAGUUUCCACGUGAUUCCUUUCGAUAAUCCCAGAUUACAGUAUACUCUUCAGGCACGAAACUUGGAACAGAAAAGAGAAUGGACUUUACAAAUAAAAAGGGUAAUUUUGGAGAAUUAUAACGCGGUUAUACCUUCGCAUGCGAGACAAUUGGUCUUGCAACUUGGCCAGACGCAACCAGAGGACGACGCUUUGGCAGAUAGAGGAUCGGCGAAGAAGCAGCAUUCUGCACCUCCAGAGUAUCUAGAGAAACGAAAACAGGAGAAAGAAAGACGGAGAUCUGAGACAGGACUUAGACAAAAAUUCAAGAAAGGUGGCAGAAGGUCUGAGACUACAACUGAGGAUUCUCCAGCAUCGCCACGGAAAAAUCAAAACGAGGAUUCUAAUGAACAAGGAUUUAAAACUUCAGACGGACGCGGAUCAAAAGUCAAGGAUCGCUUUACCGGUUGGAGGAGGAAAUCAGAGCCAGGUUUUCAAUCUUAUGUGUGCCUUAACCAGUCUGACGAAGAACAAAAAGAAGAUACGGGUGAUACGGGAUCUGCCACCGUUGAGACCGAGUGCGCGAUUAUCGAGAACGACAAGCACACGAACUCUCCACCACCUGAAACCAAAGAGAACAAUGAACAGCAGACUCAAGCGCAAACAGUCGAGGAAAUAGUUGGUCAUAUUCUCAUGCAAAACCAGGAAUUCCAAAAGCUCCUAGAGAAGCAGCGGACGAAUAGCAUAAUCAACGUCAGACAGCAGCAACGUUUCAAUAAACGUAUAUCUGCUGACACGUCUGAUGACAGUGACUCAGAAAAUACGAACUAUAUCGCAGACAAUUCGGUUAACAACAGGAUAUCGCGUAAUAGGUCAGGUCAUCGAGAGCGGUUCAUUAAAACGAAUAAUACUUGGAACUCGUUAUCUUCUUCCCGUGAUCAUCAACCUACGCUACAGUUGCUGUAUGAUAAUUUAAACAAAACUGAAAAUAAUAAAUCAGUGGACAGUAAUUCGAAAAACAAGAUUAACCUUGUACAAGAGAAGAAAGCGUUGUUUGAAGCGUUCAAGAAACAGAGUAUCGUGACAGAGAGUAAGGUUAUCAAGACUGCGCUUAGGAUAAGAGAAAAUUCAACAUCGAGGAACGAAGAAGCAACCCAACCACAAGCUACGAAGGAAAAUGAAAUUCAAAUUGUAGAAAGCGACAAAGGAACGACUGAAAAUGGCGAAUGUACAACUGAAGUUAACCAAGAGAUUACCGAGCCUAACAAAGGUUUUGGAAACUAUGAUAACCUGCAACACGUGUGGGAAGGUCUGCAAGAAGAGAAGAGCUUGGAUGGAAAUGACAGUCCGACUCGUCCGGCAGUCUGGUUAACCAAACUAUGCGAAGGGUUGCCAACAUCACCCCAAAAGUGUGGUUCUCUUCCACGUAGCUUCCAAAUUCACCCUAAUUCUAAUCAGAACGUUACAAAGUCACGGUUCUUACAGAGGGAUGGCAAACCUAUGAGCGAGAGACCAUUUACCAUAGCUUCAGACAAGCCAGCAGAGAUUAACUUGGAGGACAUGGAAAGGUACGCCUCUACAUGUCAGCCAGAAGGAAGAAUUGCCAAAUUUCCGACUUCCGUUUCAACAUCCACAUCGACAUUCUUUUGUUCAUUGGACGAUACAUUGACAGACGCUUAUUCAGAGAUUCAUAUAUCAUCCACCACCACGAACAUACAUCCUGAUCAUAAAAUCUAUAGGGCAAACACGAGUGGGAGCACCAUAUUCAAGAACGUCCUUUCUAAAGCUGGCAAUCGUCUUCAAGGUCUGAGGAACACCAUGAGCACAGAGACUCUAGAGUGUAGCGAAGAAUUGGAGAGGACCAAGUAUUUCCGUUCUUUGAGUACAGGUAAGUUAAAGAAGAAGAGCAAAAUGAAGCAUUCGAGGGAAACCUCUUCGGAUGUGGAAGAGCUUGUAGGAUGCACAGCGAGGGGGGUUUCGGAUCUGAGAAUCCCUUCGGUUUAUUACAAACAGGGAAGCUCGAGUUUAGGUGCUCGGAUCGCUCAGUCUGACUAUGCGGAUCCAAGUGUACUAUUUUUCGAAAGCAAACGAUUUCAGCAGGCGAAUAGUCAAUCACAGACCAAGGAAGAGAAGAAAGAUGAUGAAGAAAGUAUAGAGAACCGAGAAAGUGAAACGGAUAGUUUCUAUGAAAGAUCAUUCGAGACGAUUGAGAACUACGUAGAUGCGGAUGUUGACGACGCGUUCCGGGAUAGUGCAAUAUUUAGCGAUAUCGAAGAGGUUCUGGUGGCCAGGCCACAAUCGAGUCAGCCUCCCGAAGAUUGCCCGCCAUUUAAGAGCAAAGUGGCGCCACCGGUACCAGCGAAGAAGAAAACAGAGUCUAUCACAGCGGUAAAUCCCUCAGGACACAACGUUGCAGCGACGAAAUGCAAACCUAACGUGGCUCAGAAACCCGAUUAUUUGAAGGUUAAGUCGGUUUUUUUAAAGGGACAGCAAGAAUUGGACUGUAAAAUUCCGGUGAGAUCUCCUGUGUCUGAAAAUGGAACGUAUCAUUGUUCUAAGAACAGUUUGCAGAGCAACUGCUCGUCAAACAGUGGUGAAGAGAACGACGAUGUGUCGGCGGGACAGAGCCAAGCAGGUUGGGUAAGGAAGAUAGUGGGUCAGUUGCAGGGUCACAUUGAAACGUAAUUUAUGCCAAUGAAAGUGUACAAAUCUCGUAGCCUUAAACACAGGAAUUUCACGUUUGCCAAUAUUAAUCCUUUUGAGAUUAGCUCAUUUUAAUUUAUAUAUUGGAAUAUUCUUCAUUUUUUUUUUGUCUUCACAUACUUGAUAAAAAAAUGUAAUAAUUACACUGUGGAUGCUUAUGCGUUUAUGGAAAAUUUCUAUUUUUAACAUAGUAUGCAAACUGAUACAAAAUGUCCAAAAUAUAGUCCAUUUUCUAAAUUAUAUUCAUAAAAAUAUGAAUUUGCAUGGAUAUCCGCAGUCUAAUUUAAAUAUUUCAAGAAGUAUUAUAUAUCUUGAAAGGAUUAAGUAGUUAUUAUCUAGAAAUCAAUAAUACUCGUUUGGAUGAUGAAGAGUCAGUUUAUUUUUGAGUGAUCUAUCAAGUACAAUUAUCUUUGAGAUUAUAUUUUAUUAGUACAAUGGAAGAGAGGAAGAAAGAUUGAAAAUGAAGUGGAAACAGAAUAAAUAAAGAGUAAUAUUGGUCUAGAUAAAACUCGGAUACUUCAAUGAAAGACAUAGUAUGUACAUAAUGAAUUACUGUGGACACAUUUUGUUUCUUUAGUUUUUAAUAUUAACAUUUAUGUCCGAUCAAGAUUUUAAAAAAAUAUUAUUAUUAUGUACAUGUUACGUUUAUGUUUAUUCUAUUUGUGCUUUAUGUAAACUAUUUCCCGCGCAAACAUGAAGUUCUAGUGUUGAAGUGUAUUGUACAACAUUGAAACAAAUACUGCCGAACAAGUUGUCGUAUCGUGUAAACUAGCGGUAAAAAGAACAAAACGUAAAUAAGUGAUACUUUUUCAAAAUAUCGUAUGUCAUAUUUAAUCCGUGUCAUAUAUAAAUUUAAAUGUUAUGUUAAUAAUACAGGGUAAUCAGAGAAAAUUAUUUUUGAAAAGCCUUUUCGUGGAGGAAGCUGUUAUAUUCUUUGGUAAUUUAAAUAUUUUAAUAACAUGUAUUUUCUAGUGAAACAUCGAUCACCAUAUAAGUAAAUUGAUACAAUAAAGAGUUGAAUAUCGAAAAUUGUAUAGCCACCCUGUAUUGUUAUAUAAAUUUUUACAAGGACAAAUUUUUUCAUAUUUUAAUGUCGUUAGUCAGACUAUUGUAAAUCGUUAUACAUGUCGACUGAAUAUUUUAAGCGUCGAUGUACUUGCAAAUUAACUCGUUAGGAUUCAGAAAUGAUUAUUUUAUUUUUCAACAAUAAACGUGUUCGUUUGAACAAAGAGGGAAGUCACUUCUUAUUUUUUAUUUAUUCGCAGAACCUAACGGGUUAAGUUUAAUUACAGUUAAAAGAAGAAAAUUGGAGAAACCCGAAGUAUAUUUCUCUGGUGGAUGGGUAAAAGAGUAUAAGUCAAAGUUUGGGCAAAACAAAAUAUUCUAAUAUAUUCCCUAUUGCUGUUUUUUGCUUAUAGUCCCAAUAAAACCUAUUAUUAUUUCAUAUUACGGGUAUUUUGUGUAAUUUUGUACUUUCAAAUUUUUUAUAAAUGCAUAAAAAUUCGCAGUCUAAUUACAAGUGCUUCUCUGUAAAACCAAUAACUUUGGAUUUAUACCCAUUUGCCCGCCCAUCAGAGACUUAAGAUUAGACAAUAAUGAACUCAUGAUGCAAAUGAGAUUAUGAUUUAUUUGCAAUCGCACUAUGCGAAUGAUCUAGUAUCUUUGCAAUAAAUCAACUUGAUUAUUGUCA
This is a messenger RNA of Bombus pyrosoma, 8100 nucleotides long. RefSeq names its product pleckstrin homology domain-containing family G member 3 (gene GEFmeso). The coding region runs from base 2115 to 6392 and encodes 1425 amino acids. NCBI's taxonomy places the organism in Eukaryota, Metazoa, Arthropoda, Insecta, Hymenoptera, Apidae. The record is from RefSeq and is a predicted model, not a curated record. The transcript has 17 exons. Gene Ontology annotation, molecular function: guanyl-nucleotide exchange factor activity.